Eriocheir sinensis (Chinese mitten crab) is the source of this 6326-nucleotide messenger RNA. Its product is annotated as ubiquitin carboxyl-terminal hydrolase 31-like. The record is from RefSeq and is a predicted model, not a curated record. NCBI's taxonomy places the organism in Eukaryota, Metazoa, Arthropoda, Malacostraca, Decapoda, Varunidae. Gene Ontology annotation, molecular function: cysteine-type deubiquitinase activity. The coding region runs from base 136 to 4605 and encodes 1489 amino acids. Gene Ontology annotation, biological process: protein deubiquitination. The transcript is spliced from 15 exons.
GAGCACGGUGCGGAGGAAGACGUGUGUGCGCCGCGUUCCCGUAGUGAGGAGGAGGUGAGGCCGGUGCAGAGGGCGGUAAUGGCGUGCUGCUAGUGGCUAUAAUGGCGCGUGCUGAGUGGCGGUGAGGGUGGGGAGAUGCCUGUGGCGCGCUCUGUCUCGGCGACCCAGCUGGACGGCGGUGGCGGAGGCGGAGGAGGGGCGGUGGUCCUGCUUGCUCCUAAGGCUCACACGCUGGACAGCAGGUUAGCGAAACCCUCCAUGAUGAACGGCCACGGGGAGCCUCGUAGAAAGCGACCCUUCAUGUCCUUCCGCCUCAGCAAGAAGUCGAGUAAGCACAAGGAAGGCGGGAAUGGGCGGGAGGUGAGCCAGAACCCGGGUGGUGGAGGAGGCAACGCAGGUGUGAACAGUGGUGAUGUGGACACUAACAACACCAAUGCCAACCACCACCACCUCCACCAGGGCAGCCACACCCCCACCACGAUAUCGGAGAACGGCGCUGAGAGCUUGGAUGGCGGCAGUGACUCAAGCAGUGCCUCAGUGAAACCAAAGAAAAAAUACCUGACGCGCGUUAGUUCGUUCGUGAGCCGGGUGGCCUCCAAGGUGCAAGGCGGGGGCGUCGGUGGGGGCAGUGGUGGACUAGGCGUGGUGAUAGGCACAAACGUAGUCGCUGGGAACGCCACAACCAGAGGGCGACUCGAGCGUAGUAAGACGAUAUCCGUGAGUGAUCUACGGACUGCGAAAGUUGAGGACUGUGUCGAGUUCGUGGACGGCCGCGUGCCUGGCAUAAUGGGGAUACGCAACCACGGGAACACCUGCUUUAUCAACGCCGUCAUCCAGUGCCUCUGCCACACGGAUGUCCUGGCGGAGUACUUCGUUCUGGAUCAGUAUAAACACGACCUCGCGCGGUGUAACAAAAUCAACUCCAAGAAGUACGGAACGCGCGGGGAGAUCACGGAGCAGCUGGCGGUCCUCCUGAAGGCGCUCUGGACCCUGCGUUACAUCCCCGACCUCUCCAUGAACUUCAAGAACACGGUGGACAAGUACGAGUCGCUGUAUAGGGGCUCGCAGCAGCACGAUGCGGCGGAGUUCCUCAUGUUCGUGCUGGAUAAGGUGCAUGAGGACCUGAAUACCGCGUCCAAGAGGAAGUACAAGAAGAUCAAGAACACCUACGGACGCCCUGACGAGAUAGUAGCUGCGGAGACUCUCGCUAACCACCUGAGAUGCAACAGCAGCUUCAUCCAGGAGAUAUUUCAGGCACAGUUCCGCUCAUCCCUCAAGUGCCCUCAUUGCCAGAAGGAGUCCAACACCUUUGACCCGUUCGUGUGCGUGUCCAUCCCCAUCCCCCAGCGGCAGGUGCAGGCCAUCUUCGUGUGUGUCGUGUACCUUAACCAGCAGCCCAAGCAGGUCCAGCUUGGCAUGAGCAUCGAGACCACCGCCACCAUCCAGGACCUCCGCCAGCAGCUCGCCGAGGACUGUGGCAUCCCGGCCGGCAGCCUCAUCAUCACCGAGGUGGACGGCGAAGGCUUCCACCGCACCUUCGCUGACGGCAGCCCAGUCAACGUGAUAGGUGAGAGCGACCCGCUGUACGCCAUCGAGCUGCCGCCUCAAGCCCGCCCACGAGAGGCGGUGCCUUUCCUCAUCACCUGGGUCAAUGUUGUGUUGGCGGACCCGGAGAACAUCAGGUUCGGAGGCGUGUACCAGAGUCAGGUGGUGCGCGACGUCAGUUACGUGGACCUGCAGAAGCUCCUCCUCAAAGAGAUGACCAACAUGGUGACCAACGACACUCUCACGUCAGAGCAGGAGAGUGGACUGUUCCUGAUCGGGGUUGACGACGGGGGCAGCUGCGUCAUCUGCCUGGACCCCGCGCUGGAUGUGCCUCUCUUCCAUGAGUGUGUGGAGCAGGCCCUUGCCCUCUGUGACCCUGUGGCCGGCCCCCCUCACAUCAAGCUCGUCUUACAGUGGACCAACCAGACCAAAGAAAAGUACAUAGUGGACGAUGUGGAUCACGUGGACGAACAUUUCAGCGUCAAGGAACUGAAGGAGAACCCCCAGCAGUGUGCAUCCGUCUCCCUGCAUCAGUGUCUGCAGUUGCACACGUCGGCUGAGAAGCUCGGGUGUGGGGACGCAUGGCACUGCCCGACUUGUAACCGCAAGCAGCAGGUGGUGAAGAGACUCAUGCUUUGGUCCGCCCCACAGAUACUGGUCAUCCACCUCAAAAGAUUCAGACAAGGAACCCUUCAGAGCAACUCAUCUAAGCUGUCCACCACCGUCAAGUUCCCCCUCAGCGGCUUUGACAUCUCGGAGCACGUAGCCAGCAAGCCCAACAACACCCACCCCAACAGCCCUGCUGACUCCGGCAUGCUUGGGGGCGUCUGGUCACCAUGGAAGAGACCCAAGCGCUCCGUCAUGCACCCCGAGGAGAAUGUUUAUGAUCUGUAUGCCGUUUGUUACCACCACGGGAAGGAUAUGCAAGGGGGUCACUAUACAGCCAUGUGCAAGAACACAGCGGACAACCGGUGGUACAGCUUCGACGACAGCAAGGUGGAGGCCGCCUCGGAAGACCAGGUGGUGAGCCCCGACGCCUACAUCCUCUUCUACCAGCGUCGCAGUGACAACACACUGAUGAGCUGCUCUGAGGGAGGCUUACCCGAGCACUGGGCCUUCAGGAUACCCCUCUCCUACCUCCCCCCAGCCCUUGCCCUCCCUGCCAGCAAGGAGAACAAAGUCCCAGCGCCUCCCCCAGCACCCUUCGAGCGGGGGAGGUCCUACGGCACACUGCCAGUGGGGGUGCGGGGGCAGAGGCAGUCGUCCACGGAGAGAGAACACGCAUCGGACACUGAGGCACCGCUGGCGUCCCACGAGGAGUCUCCCCUUCUGAAGCGGCGGUCCACAAGCACGCUGCUGGAGAAGGACGACUCGCCCUCGGAGGAGACGCCCAAGUGCAGCCUCAAGAUCGAGACAGUGAAGGUGGACGUCCUCACCACCCAGAAGGAGAAGGAGAAGGACGAGGAUGAGACCAUGGACUGCGACACCACCAUCAUCACCACCCAGGAUAGCGAUGAGGAGAUGGCGGAGGUGGUUCGGAAGACACCCGCUAACCCCACCAUCAUCACAACCAACCCAACACCACCUCCCACCACCAAUAAGACGGUCCUCAUAUCCAGGUGCCAGGCCAUGAGGGACACCGACCUCCCCGACGGCCCAAUGACCAACGGCGCGCUUACAAACGGCCACGCGGGAUCACCAGACGAGGAGGAGGAUGUGGAGUGCGACGUGCCUUCAGUGGAGUCCCGUGAGGCGGAGGAGGUGGAGCGACGUCAGGAACAAACGCCGGAGGUCCGGAUCCACCCAGCGACGCCAGAGGUUCUUGCCGCACAUCAAGGCCACAGCGAUGGACAGCCAAAACGUAGCAUCAUCACGUUGACGCUUCGGCCGAGGAACCCGAGUGAGUCGUCAUGCGAGGCGAGGGUUGUCUCACGCACCCCAAGCCUGGCCAGCACUCGAAGUUCCUCCAGUGCGUCCAGCAACGGGGCUGUAGUGAACGGCGUCGACAGCCCUUACCAGAACGGGAGUCUUGAGGACGAUCCGCAUAGUCCCGUCACCCCAGAGAUCAGGAUAACGCCCUUGGCCAAGACAGUUGACAGCAUGGGUUCCAGUCCUGUCCCUCCGCCAGUCAAGGUCUCCACUCGUUGCAUGAACGCCAACAAGACUGCUAGUUUUGUGGUCAUCAACACCCCCACCGCCAGCCCAAGAGCCCCACGCCCCAAAACACCGGUCAUCGCAGGCUACAACGGAUCCCCAAAGCCAUACUCCUCUAAGGUCACUGUCAAGACCAGAGACCCUUCAGUGGAGUCCCAGAGAAGCCAGCGUUCGGUCAGUUCAAGGAAGGAGAACGGCAUGUCAUCCAAAGCCCCAAUGACCAACGGCAAGGGUCCCAGUGUGGCGCCAUCCGUCAACUACUGCAGCCCUCUCAAGGUGACUACCAGCACCACCACAGGCCCAAGACCACACCGGCCUGAGAGGGGGGAGCUGAGGUACCCACGUGAGGCGAGAUGCGACCACAGGGAUGAGAGAUACGAGAGGAGGGAGGAGAGAUAUGGCAGGGAAGAUCGCUACACCAGGGAGGACAGAUAUGAAAAGAGGGAUGAUAGAUAUGAGAAGGAGGAAAGGUUUGAGAAGAGAGACGAUCGCUAUGAGAAACGAGAUGACAGGUACGAGAAGGGCGACCGCUAUGAGAAGAGAGAGGACAAUAGAUUCGACAAGAGGAUGACAACAGGUAUGCACGACGCGACAACCGUUACGACAGGGAUCACAGGUACGACGUCGAGAAGCGGCACUUUAGGGAAACGCGCCGCCACGAUGGAGACUCUGAAAAGGACUAUGACCCACCACAGUACAGGGCAGGGCGGUGCAGCGUCGACUUCCGGGAGCUACGUGAUGCCUGGUGUAAGCGCGAGUACGACUUCAAGUACGGGGACGACCAAGCCAAGUGUGAGCGCAUCUACGCCUACGAGAGAGACCUUGACCACCCCCACCACCACAAGCUCGGGCGAGAGGGGAGGUACGAGAGGGACGGAGCGCACGAUCGGGGGUCUGGGGAUGUGAUGGGGAAGGGGCGAGCGACCUAUGACCCCAGGGACCACUACCGCUCGAAGGAGUACUCGAAGGGACUGCCCAACACUGCCACCACCCCCACCCCCACACCCGCAGUCAUCACAGAGUCGAGUGUAUGAUAGCGGUUACACUUUCCGUGCUGUUUGUAUCUGUUUCAAGAGUCCAAUAGUUUCUAGCCUGCUGCCUCCUCCUCCUCCUCCUUCUUCUCUUCCUCUUUCUUCCAUCUCUCUUCCCUCCCCUUCUCGUCUCCUUCCCCUGCCUGUGGAUGCGCCAAGCAGUGUGAUCUGCGUGGAAAGUGUGAUAUAAUUUAUUUCCUCGUCUUGGCAGCGAGUGGAAUGAGUCGCUAUCGGGGUUGGGGUGUGUCCCGUCCCUCCAAGUGACCCCAGUGUGUUGACCAGUCGAUGCUCAGCCGUUCUGCCUUCCUGCAAAGAGGUUUUCGUUGCCUGUAAAUUAUUGUCGUUGUUCUGGUUUCUCCUCGGGACGCGCUGCGAGCCUUCCUCUCCGGCGUGUAAAGUCGUUCUGGACAGAGGCAAAAACACUACAGAGAUGCACGUGCGCCGCCGCUGCUGCCCCCACACCUGCUGUUUAUACAUUCCAUUUUGCAGAUUUCAUACGUAUACAUAAGCCUGUACAUAAUUUUUACCAGAAGUUUAUCGAGAUUUUUAUAUAAUGUGCCUCAUGAGUUUUAGUAUAUAUAUAUAUAUAUAAAUAAAAAACAAAAUACUACUAUAUACGAUACAGUGCAUAUAUAUAUAUAUACACGGAAUACAUGUAUAUUUGUUUAGCGGACUUAAGUUUGUGGCAGAAUGUAAUGUCUGGCUUUUCACCCUUUCUGUUCACUGGCAGCUCAAAACACUAGGUGGCUCCCUGGGCCAGUGGGCAGCUCCCUCGGCUAGCUCGGAGCAGCACUGCGACGGCCACCAAAAGAAACAGAGAAAAAUACCACACUUCCGUUUAACUAUUUAACCAACUUUUGUGUUGUUCUGUUGAGUAACGCAAGAAUAAUUUUUUUGGUGGCUUAAGCAGUGCCUCUACAAGUAUGAGUAUGCAAGACCUCACAUUGUGCAUUAGUGUGUGUGUGUGUGCGCGUCAGAGAGAUUUGUUCAUGUGGGAGUCUCGUCAACAAAGCCAGGUACGAACGCCACGCCCAUGUUUUCCGGCGAGGCAAAACAAGCAAGUGAGGUUCGUGUGUUCCUCCGAGGCCCGCGUACUGUCGCCUACCUUCCCGUAAGCCGUUUUCCGUGCGUACAGACUCACUCUCGUGUUGGCAUUUACUUGUGACAAAAUUUUCCACUUAUCCGUGUCUAAAAAAAUGUCCAGUAUGAAGUCUUUGAUGUGAAAACAGUGUCCAAAAAGCUUCUUGUGUAUGUGAAAUCUACGUAAGCAUGUCGAUAUUUUUCUCCCCUCUAACUUUCUCUUCUCCCUUCAUCACCCUCCCCUUGUGCAAAAUUCGUGUGAUACUUGUGUUGCAUGUGUGUUUCUGGGUCCCCUUCCUCCUCCUCCUCCUUCUUGGGCCCCGUUCCCUUGUGUGGGCGGGGUCAAGUCAGUCUGUGGUGAGCCUGUUGACCUGACCUAAUGCUGCUGCUGUGGCCAAGUGGACGCAGAGGUAAUGCUCCUUGUUUUAUCUUUGAACAUAUCAGUUUUAUUAUUUUGUGAAGGCACUUUAUUUGUAUAUAUUUGGUCAAAUAAUAAUAAUGCAAUUGCUAAACUGG